AUCAUUCAAUAAUGCGUGGGAAGAAAUAUAAGAUGGUCAAACAUUCCUGGCAGCUUACUAGCGAUCCAUCAUCGUUCUCAUUCUGCAAAUCUAUGUUCGUUUGCCUAGUCGGGGAUCAAUAUCUAUGUUCGUUUGCCUAGUCGGGGAUCAAUAUCUAUAUUCGUUUGCCUAGUCGGGGAUCAAUAUCUAUGUUCGUUUGCCUAGUCGGCAUCAAUCAGCAAUGGCCGCACCACCGGAGAAGACUGUACGCGAUAUCAACGGCAGUUGGCUUUUGAACAAGGCAUUAUCGGGUAGUACAGAGAAAUUAAUGGCGCUCCAAGGUGUUUCUUGGCUCAUGCGCAAGGCAAUCUUACUUGCUGAAAUCACCAUCUGCAUCGACCAACACGGCUCAGGACCGGACACCACAAUAAUUCUCGAGAACAAAGCCAAUUUCGGUAUCAAGGCAACUACUGAAACGAGGAAGCUCGACUGGGUCACUGCAUACCACAAGGAUUCUAUUUGGGGAGAAGUGUAUGGUCGCAGUAAAUUCGUAUCAGCAGCGGAAGUAUCUCAAGACGCUACACUCAUGGGACUAUUUCAGCACUUCGAGAUGGAGGUGCAAGACAUAGUAUACAGCGAGGCAGGUGCUACCAGUGGAACGUGGAAUAGUCAGAUGGUUUGGGCAUUUGAAACUAUCUCUGAAACCCGGUAUUUUGUUCGCAACACUCGCGUCAGUAAAGCUGCCGACGAAGAAUUCGCUCGGAUUGUAUACGAUUAUCUGCAGUAAAGAGAGGUUCGUUGGAUUUGUACAACCC
Aaosphaeria arxii CBS 175.79 is the source of this 794-nucleotide messenger RNA. RefSeq lists its product as uncharacterized. NCBI's taxonomy places the organism in Eukaryota, Fungi, Ascomycota, Dothideomycetes, Pleosporales. The transcript is spliced from 3 exons. The coding region runs from base 221 to 766 and encodes 181 amino acids. The record is from RefSeq and is a predicted model, not a curated record.